AUGGCCGGAGAAGGCGAAGCAGCCCAAGCUCCAAGAAACCGCUUGCUCGUCUCUGUAUCGGCCCUCAUAGCUCUCUGCGCCAAGCAGAUCAGCAGGGUUUCGAGGAAGUUUAGAACGGAGAUUAGCAGUCCAAGAACACCGCCCAAGUCGCCGUUAGCAACGCCGAAGCAGCUUCUCACGACUCUCAGCAACAAGGCGAUCACGUUCCGCCACAAGAAGAGAAUCAGUGAAGAAUCCGAAACCGGCGGUGGAGAGAAGGACGAAGGAUUCGGAGACGGUGGGCUGUGGCAGAAGACGAUCUUGAUGGGGGAGAAGUGUCAACCGCCGGAUUUCUCGGGUGUCAUCUAUUACGAUAGCAACGGGAAGCUGAUUAACGAAAUUCCGCUGAGAUCUCCGCGUGCAAGUCCUUUGCCGAGCUUUGCUUUUCCCGCGACCAAGGAUGCUUACUGA
Nelumbo nucifera (sacred lotus) is the source of this 450-nucleotide messenger RNA. RefSeq lists its product as uncharacterized. NCBI's taxonomy places the organism in Eukaryota, Viridiplantae, Streptophyta, Magnoliopsida, Proteales, Nelumbonaceae. The record is from RefSeq and is a predicted model, not a curated record.